Photinus pyralis (common eastern firefly) is the source of this 2262-nucleotide messenger RNA. Its product is annotated as peroxisomal acyl-coenzyme A oxidase 3-like. Lineage: Eukaryota; Metazoa; Arthropoda; Insecta; Coleoptera; Lampyridae. Gene Ontology annotation, molecular function: fatty acid binding; FAD binding; pristanoyl-CoA oxidase activity. Gene Ontology annotation, cellular component: peroxisome. Gene Ontology annotation, biological process: lipid homeostasis; fatty acid beta-oxidation using acyl-CoA oxidase. The record is from RefSeq and is a predicted model, not a curated record.
UUAAAAAUAUGGAAUACUUUAGAGGAAGACCCUCUUUUCCAAAGGUUCGACGAGGAGCCCACAACGCAAGAACAGAAACGGAUAGCGGCGCUGCAAUUACAGCAAUUUAGAAAAUACAAAUUUAUGCCUAUAAGCACCAACAAGGCAUUUGUUAAGGAUAGGGCAAGGUGUCUCAUGUCCAUAAAUGAAGCUCUCGCUGUAGUGUGUCCGGCUGUAUCAGUCAAACAGGCUAUUGGCGUCUAUCUUUUUCAAAAUACUUUGACAACACUAGGAACGGAAAGACAUCAGCAUAUAAUUGAGGAACUUUGGAAUCAACAGGUAGCACUUUCGGCUUUAGCUUUAACUGAAGUUGCACAUGGUAGUGAUGCUAAAAAUAUGAGGACUACAGCAACUUACGAUCAGGAAACUGAAGAGUUUGUUAUAAACACACCCGAUUUUCAGGCAGCCAAAUGUUGGGUAGGAAAUUUAGGAAAAACGUGUACUAUGGUAUUACUUUUUGCACAACUUUAUACAGGUGGUCAGUGUUUUGGUUUACAUGCAUUUGUAGUACCGGUGCGAGAUCCUAAAACACUUUUACCAUAUCCUGGAUUAAUAAUUGGCGACAUUGGUGAAAAAAUUGGUCUGAACGGUAUCGAUAACGGGUUUGUAAUGUUCCAGAAUUAUAGAAUUCCACGUCAGAAUUUAUUGAACAGAGUUGCCGAUGUAACAAAGGAUGGUGAUUAUGAAAGUAGUUUUACAGAACCUGGAAAACUUUUGGGGGCAGCUUUGGAAAAUUUGUCCGCUGGCCGCGUUGGGAUCAUGCAAGAAGGCUCGAAUAAUUUGAUUAAUGCAGUUACUAUCGCAGUGCGAUACGCUGCUUUGCGUACACAAUUUGGAUCUGACAAUGGCCCUGAGGUGCCUAUUAUCGAGUAUCAGUUACAUCAAUGGCGGCUGUUUCCGUAUGUAUCCGCCGCAGCUGUUCUGAAAAUAUUUACAACGUCCCUAACUGAUGAUUACUUAAACGCCGUUGAAAUGUCCAACACAGAUACGGCGAUAGAUAAUUUGAGGGAGAUGAUAUCAGAAAUACAUGCAAUAAUAUCAGCUACAAAGCCUUUGAUUACAUGGACUUGUUUGCACGCGAUCCAAGAGUGCAGAGAGGCAUGUGGUGGACAUGGAUAUUUGAAAGCUGCACGAUUUGGCGAUUUACGAAGCACGGUGGACCCGUGUGUUAGUUACGAGGGUGAUAAUAACGUUUUACUUCAACAAACAAGUAACUGGUUGCUGAGGCAAUGGUCUUCUGUAAUUAAUCACAAUACAACCCAUAGUCCCUUGAAAACAUGCUCUUUCUUAACAAAUUGCAACGAAAUUCUUUCUAAAAGAUUUGCGGGAUCUUCUGUUCGACAUGUGAAAACUGUGGCAUUCGUAACACAAACAUACGAAUGGUUAAUAACGUACCUACUUAAAAACACUCACCAAAAACAAAGCGAAUUGCUAACAACACAGUGUAAAUUUACCGCACGCAACAAUUCUCAAGUGUAUAAAGCUGCCCCUCUAUCUAAAGCAUAUGGAGAGUAUGUCGCGUUAAAAUAUUAUUGGAAUCACAUAAAUGAGCAUGUGGAGGCAGAUUUGCGGUCGAUUUUAGGUACCUUAGGCUUACUGUAUGGUUUAUCGUGUUUAGAUAAACAUUUGGUUUAUCUACUGCAGGGAAAUUAUGGUAACGGUUCAUUAGUGAACUACAUCCAAGAUGCGAUUUUGGAGUUAUGCAAUGAAAUGAAAAAGUGUGCGGUAUCGGUAACGGAUGCACUUGCCCCACCUGACUUUGUAAUAAACUCAGUUCUUGGAAAGGCCGAUGGAAAGUUGUAUGAUAAUAUUCAAGCAGAGUUUUUUAAUAAUCCCAAUGCUAUGUCGAGGCCUACCUGGUGGAGAGAAAUCAAACUUGAUGAUAAUCCAAACCUGAAGCUAAUGUCGAAGUUAUGAUAAGAUUAGAAUAACAACAUAGUUAAUUUUUGCUGCUGUGAUUACAUGCCUUUAAUGUACGUAAUUGUGAAGACAAUCCUUAAGUUAUAUUUGUAUAUUUUAUCUUCUUUGUGCACAGUUUUUGUUUAAUUACUUACAUAUAGGUACGUAAUACCUGCAUUGUACAAUCAAUUUCCAUAACUGCCAAGCACAAGUUCUUAAAGCGCAAGUGUGAUAUUCUAAUUGAAUUGAUUAUAUUGUCAAAUCCAAAGAAAUGUUAUUUGAUAUGUGUAUUACAUAUAUUUACUAAAUAAACUUUUAGUAUAA